Molecule: messenger RNA, 8559 nt
Organism: Ictidomys tridecemlineatus (thirteen-lined ground squirrel)
Lineage: Eukaryota; Metazoa; Chordata; Mammalia; Rodentia; Sciuridae
Gene: Add2
Product: adducin 2
Biological process (GO): barbed-end actin filament capping
Cellular component (GO): postsynaptic density; cytoskeleton; plasma membrane
Molecular function (GO): actin filament binding
Source: RefSeq, a predicted model, not a curated record
CUGCGGCAGCGGGCGGUGGCACUGCGGGCGCGGGCGGGUACACUGCAGCACCGCGGCCUGGGUCGGGCCUGCAGAGGCCCGCUGGAGGGGGCGCUGUGGGCACGGCUAGGCGGCCUUUUGUCAGCGUGCACAGCCGAGAGCUCUCAUUUCCUCCCAGCCUCCUGCGGGAAAUGGAUUUAAUUCUGACCGUAGGGCCGUGAGGGACGCGCGCGGGAAGCAGAGCCUUUUGUCAAGGAGUGGCAGCUCUGGUGCUCUUAAUUGGCACCAACGCGCGCGCGGAGAAGUUGCCGGGCUGGUGGGAUUCCCUGCUGCUCUGAUAAGCAGGGGCUGCAGGAUGGGUGGAAAACACUGCUCUGCAGAGUAGCUGCAUGGAUUUAUGAAGCGCAUCCCCAAAAAAUCCCACAGAAAAACACAGACCAACCCACAGUGGCAGACCGGAGAUGCAUACGAUGCUGUGCAGACGUUUCCACCUGGAUGCCUGAGGCUGUGUAGAUGUGGCUGGCACCCCGGAGAGUGGAGCAGGGGGUGAAGACCCAGCACUGAGAGGAGAGAGCCUUGGAUAGGCUUGGGCCAGCUUCCCAGGUUCCAGGAGCAGAUCACAGACCCAGCAGGAAAAUGAGUGAAGAGACGGUCCCCGAGGCCACCUCCCCGCCGCCCCCGCAGGGGUCGCAUUACUUUGACCGCUUCUCCGAGGAAGACCCCGAGUACAUGCGCCUUCGCAACCGUGCGGCCGACCUGCGCCAGGACUUCAACCUGAUGGAGCAGAAGAAGCGCGUCACCAUGAUCCUGCAGAGUCCGUCUUUCAGGGAGGAGCUGGAAGGCCUCAUCCAGGAGCAGAUGAAGAAGGGGAACAACUCCUCCAACAUCUGGGCCCUGCGGCAGAUCGCGGACUUCAUGGCCAGCACCUCCCAUGCAGUCUUCCCAACAUCUUCCAUGAACUUUUCCAUGAUGACGCCCAUCAAUGACCUCCACACUACUGACUCCCUGAACCUGGCCAAGGGGGAGCGGCGCAUGCGCUGCAAGAUCAGCAGUGUCUACCGACUCCUAGACCUCUAUGGCUGGGCCCAGCUGAGCGACACCUAUGUUACGCUGAGAGUCAGCAAGGAGCAGGACCACUUCCUGAUUAGCCCCAAGGGAGUUUCCUGCAGUGAAGUCACAGCGUCCAGCCUGAUCAAGGUGAACAUCCUGGGAGAGGUGGUGGAGAAGGGCAGCAGCUGCUUCCCAGUGGACACCUCGGGCUUCUGUCUGCACUCGGCCAUCUAUGCAGCCAGGCCUGAUGUUCGGUGCGUCAUCCACCUGCAUACGCCUGCCACAGCAGCGGUCUCAGCCAUGAAGUGUGGCCUCCUGCCUGUCUCCCACAAUGCCCUGCUGGUGGGGGACAUGGCCUAUUAUGACUUCAACGGGGAAAUGGAGCAGGAAGCUGAUCGCAUCAACCUGCAGAAGUGCCUUGGCCCCACCUGCAAGAUCCUGGUGCUAAGAAACCAUGGCAUGGUCGCUCUAGGUGACACCGUAGAGGAGGCAUUUUAUAAGAUCUUCCACCUGCAGGCUGCCUGUGAGAUACAGGUGUCAGCUCUGUCCAGCGCUGGGGGAGUGGAGAACCUCAUCCUCCUGGAGCAGGAGAAGCACCGGCCCCACGAGGUCGGCUCUGUGCAGUGGGCUGGGAGUACUUUUGGGCCCAUGCAGAAGAGCCGGCUGGGGGAGCACGAGUUUGAAGCCCUCAUGAGGAUGCUGGACAACCUGGGCUACAGAACAGGCUACCCAUACCGCCACCCCUUUGUUCAAGAGAAAACCAAACACAAAAGUGAGGUGGAGAUCCCAGCCACGGUCACUGCCUUUGUGUUUGAGGAGGAUGGUGCCCCUGUCCCCGCCCUGCGACAGCAUGCCCAGAAACAGCAGAAGGAGAAGACGCGCUGGCUCAACACGCCCAAUACCUACCUGCGGGUCAAUGUGGCUGACGAGGUCCAGAGGAGCAUGGGCAGCCCCCGGCCCAAGACCACAUGGAUGAAGGCUGAUGAGGUGGAGAAAUCCAGCAGUGGCAUGCCAAUCCGGAUUGAAAACCCCAACCAAUUUGUGCCUCUCUACACCGACCCCCAAGAAGUGCUGGACAUGAGGAACAAGAUUCGAGAACAAAAUCGGCAAGAUGUGAAGUCGGCGGGGCCUCAGUCCCAGCUCCUGGCCAGCGUCAUUGCUGAGAAGAGCCGAAGCCCGUCGACAGAGAGCCAGCUGAUGUCCAAGGGUGACGCGGAUACCAAAGAUGAUUCAGAGGAGACGGUGCCCAACCCCUUCAGCCAACUCACCGACCAGGAGCUGGAGGAGUACAAGAAAGAGGUAGAGAGGAAGAAACUAGAACUGGAUGGAGAGAAGGAGGCUGCCACAGAAGAGCCAGGUUCACCUGAAAAGUCGGCACCUGCUUCUCCAGCACAGAGCCCAGUGAAGGCAGAGACAAAGAGCCCUGUGGUCUCUCCUUCCAAGUCUGCAGAGGAAGACGUUAAGGAGACAGAAACAAGCAAAGCCACCACUGAGCCCGAAACAGCCCAGCCAGAAGGGGUGGUGGUCAACGGGAGGGAGGAAGAGCAGACUGCAGAGGAAAUUCUCAGCAGAGGCUUGAGCCAGAUGACCACCAACGCCGACACGGACGUCGAUACCUCCAAGGACAAAACCGAGUCAGUCACCAGCGGCCCCAUGUCCCCAGAGGGCUCACCCUCCAAGUCUCCCUCCAAGAAGAAAAAGAAAUUCCGAACCCCCUCCUUCCUGAAAAAGAGCAAAAAGAAGGAGAAAGUGGAGUCCUGAUCGGUGGCACCCACGGACUCCCAUUUGCAUCUUCUCCCUCCUCCCCUCCCCUUCUCCCAAUUCUGUCCCUGGAAGCACAGGGCCAAGGAGGGAUAGAAUAGGACCCGGGAUCACACUCAGAGGGGGAACUUGAGAUCACCCGACCAACCCCUCAUUUUACAGUUACACCAGAGAAAUCAGGUGACUGCCCAAGGUCACACAGAUAGUUAGCGGCAGAGUCCACACUAGAAUUCAGGUCUUCGGACCCCCAGUCUAGUGCUCUUUCCACUUUACAACACUGCCUAGUUGUGGGCCACCUUUGUCAGGACGUUGCCCACCAAUCUGAGCCCAGGGCAGGAAGGCAAGAAAUGGGCUAUGAGCUCUCACAGGCUCAGACUAAGUCAAACAGGUCGAGACUUCCCCUGAGUAAGGUCCAUUUCUUCCCAGAAGGCCCAUCUCCUGCAAUGGAGAUACGGCCGCGUUGAGAAAUCUUGCUUCUCUUGUCCAUUUUGGGUCCCUACCCUGUUGCUCAAAGUAACGAGACAAGUUGACCUGUCCCCGCCAAUAGAAGUUAACCUUUCUUCCCAAGGCUGAUGGCUUAGCUUGCACUUCCCCGAACACUACCCCUGAGCUGUCUUCAUGGAACCACUUGAACGAUGAAUAGAAGAGCUGUAAGUGUUGGCCGAUGCGAGGGCAAGCCAAGUCAGCCUGACGAUCAGGGACGGUCUGAUCAGUAUCGGAAGCCAGGAACUUGACCUGUUUGUAUUGUGCAUCUCAAGUGCUUCAAAACUAAAACCAAACUUAGCAUAAGAAAAUGUCGUCUCAUGCUCAGGGCAGAAAAGUGGGGAAAUUUCAAUCCUCUGUUGGCUUUGCGUGGUAUAAGGAGGAUCAAGGUGGCACAGGAGAUGCUGCCUUUCUAGCUUUGCAUGACACACCCAGCAAUGCACUGUACCUGCCUCAUUCCUGUCCAGCAGCCAGGUGUCCCCUGACCUUCCCUCAAACCCAGAGCACUUGCUCACAGACCAGAGAACUGGCAUCUUAGUCUUGGCUUCCUUGGGGUUCCAGAUCCAAGUUACUCUGGGUCCAGCAGAGGAGAAACAGAAAUGUGUCUUUCAGGAUUCAUCCUCUUGGACCAGCGCUCAGAGAGAUGCUUGGGUGUCCCCAGCCCUGUCGCUCUGUCUAUCCUGGGGCCUGGUCGUAGCUACAGCUUUUGUUUUAAAUGCCAACACUAUUUUUUCAUGAUCUUCUACAGGGCAUUGAUUCAUGAGCAUUGUUGACUCCUAGACAAUCCAUUCUCUUUAAAGCACAGUGUCUUCAAAGAAAAUUUCCCUUUUUUGUCCUGACUAUUGUAAAAAUAUUUUCGGAAGUUCUUAACCAUAGAAUCGUAGUUUUCCAUUUUUUGAGCAUUUUCAAGUCCAAGGACACUGUGCAGGCUUCACAUACAUGACACCCUGUAAGCCUCACAACAAUCCUGUGAGUUGGUUAAGAUGAUUCCCAUUUGAUCAUCAGGAAACUGAACUCCCAAAAGAAAAACCUAAAGUCUAGAUUUGAACCCGGGUCAGUCUGAGUCCUGAGCCCUUGCUCUUAACAUCUCUGGUGAAUGGACAACUUUAAUCCUUGAAGGUGAUUUAGUCCAUGAACCAUUUCUGAGACUAGUGUCCACUGCAUAAUGUUAGCACUUGAAAUGAAGGUAGGAAACUACCUAUGUCCACUUUUACUGAUGCAUGUUCAACUCCUGGUGGCCUGUGAAUGUGGUCCUCUGACAAGACAGGCAGGAGCCUUCCAGUUGGGGCAGGAAACUCCAUCCACAGUUGGCUAUUUCUUGAAAAGGAAGGAAACUGACAUGGCCAAGGAAAACCCAAUGCUGAAAACCUAGCACGGAUUCCCAACUGCUAGGGCCCCUCUGCUUCCUGGUUGGGUCCCGUCUUAGGAUGGACAACCCAACAGGGCACUGACAUCUCAGAAAAAAAACAAAUCUGUCAUAUGGGAAAUGCCUUUAAAAGCCAAUCCUCUGAUGCCUUCUUUAAAAACUAGGUUCCCGUUUACUCAUUCAUCCUUUCAUAGAAUUUAUUGAGCAGCUGCUCAGAAUCACACAUGAUGCUGACGUUAAAAGGAAGCAUCAUGGUUACUAGAAUAAAAGGCGGCAGAUAAUGUUGAGAGAAGGGAGGAGAGGACGUGACCUCCGGAGCAGCUCUGUGUGAGAGUCAUCAUUGCUCAGAGGUGUCUGUUGAUGGCUCCGUACUUAGCAAACGCUCUGUAUUCCCUUUAUCUUAGCAAGGCCCCAUUUAGGUGAAAAUGUCAGAGCCUUGCUGGAGCAUCAUCCGUGGGAUUUGUGCCAUGAGUCCACCUCAUAUUUGCCGAUCUGUUCAUUCCUUGUGUAUUUAGAAAACAUGCACUGAGCUUGGGUCCUGGUGCCAGUGUGAAGGGAGGACAGAGCUCCUACCCACAAGAAACUCACAGUCUAGGAGGCCCAUAGGCUGAUACAAAACAGGCGAGUGCAGAGGGGUGGCAUAAGGAAGCAACACUUGGUUUUCUUCUAGGGCCAGAGGAACAUUCCUGAAGGUGAUCAUGGCAGAGUUAGGUUUUCAAAACAAAGAAACUUCCCAGAGAGACAAGGGUUUCCUAUUCCCAAAUGAGGGAAGACUAUGCACAGAAGCGAGGAACCACACUAUCUUCUAUAGCAAAUAGUGAGUUUCCAGCCCGGAGUCCCUUUGAGAUUUUUAAUAAGGAAGGAAGAGCUUAUGUCCCCUACUCAGUUCUGUUUCAUCUGGGCGUGGGUUUGCUGGGAAAGGGUUGCAUCAACCUGACAGUUUUUUUCUUCCCUCGCCUGUGAAGGAUGCGGUCCAUUCCGCUGCAGGCUGGAGGGCGAGCACCAAGUGCUGUAGAAACAGCCAGGCAGUCCAGACAAACCCGCAGGCCACGAGGGUGAGAGAGUAUUUUAUUUGGCUCUGCAUAAAAGUCAACUGAAAGUUUGGUAUCUGACUGGAGAAAAUGAAUAUUCAUGAGCUCCAAGCUUAUAGACAAUGGAUUAGUUUCUAAUUGAGCCCUUGUGCUCAGAUAGGACACAGAAAAGGGAUAAGAGAAUGUGCACCAGUCUGCUUCACUGUGACUGGCUGAUCUGAGCAGUAGAGAAGCGUCUGAGCCUGUUUCCGUGGGAAGGCAGGCAGGAGCUGGGGCAGAGGGGAACACGGGUCAGUGGUCACAGAGGGUCAAGCUUGGGUCCAAUGCCUCUGUGCACUGGUAGCUGGUAGCCAAUUGUGGUGUGGGAGAACCAUCCAUACCAUGUGACCUUCUCUCAAACUGCAAAAGGCACCGCCAAGAGACUCCCUGACCCUGCUGCAGCCCAGAUCUGGGCUACACCAGAGCCUCCUGGCCCACAGCUGACCCAAGUUACUGCCCUGCUUCAGCUACGUGAAAAUAACCCCCAUUGAAACUCCUACAGGUAACAUGAGUUUAUUCCUCUGAGUCGAAAGGACUUGGGAGGAUUUGGGCGAGAGGUUGCAGGUUCUUAUAGUAGUAAGCCCACCAUAAAGCCCUGCCCCACACCACCAAAUCACAUAGGGUAAGCAUCAGAUCCUGUCCUCUGCUGGAUAAUUUUGUCCCUCACCCAUGGUGACGUGCCAGGGUGGUUAUUCAGAGGUUGUUUGGCACUGUUGUAACCGAGGGGCCAUGGCUCUUGUCAGCAUGGGAAGAAAUGCUAUUGAUCCACUUCUUUGGUUGCUGUGGACCUAAAAGAACCAUUUACCCUCUGGCAUGAUUAACUUCUGAAAGUCAAAAGGUUAGAAAUAAGUUUGAUUUUUCCAGGAUGACGUGCUUGGAGACAGAAGGAGACACAGCCUAUCACAGGCCAGGACACCAUGCUUUUUCAUAAGUGUGAAUUUUUACAUUCUAGGCCAAGAGAAAACCCUUCUUGGCUAUUCGACAGGUGAGGAAAUGUUUUCCCCUCACUUAUUUUACCCACGUGGGUCUGCAGAGGCCCUCCAUUGGUUGGCACUGCUGCAGCUGACUCUGAGCAUGGAGGAAACAGGUCUUCUUAUAUCUUCUCUCAUCACUGAGCCCAAAUAAACCCUUGAUCUAAGACCAUAAAAUUCAAGGAGUCUGAGAAGAUAAGUCUGUGUUCUCCACACCCAUAGAAAAAGGACAGGGCAUCCAAGCUCUAAACCUGAUAGGACAUCAUAUCUGUCCCACAUUGAAAGGGGUGAUUUAAUACAAGCUCAUGAGUUGCCAUCUGUGCCCACUUCUCCGUGCACCACAACCUGAAAAAGCUUAUACACCAUAACAUAAUCAUUCCCCAAAGUCCUGUCCAACCGGCUGAUCUCCGUGGAUGAGGUAUAAUUUUUGUCAGGAAUGAGAGACUCGGUAGGGCUCUGCCAUCAAGACACGUCUGCAGUGAGAAGCCACACUCACCCAGGGGUCAGCGUGGGGAUCCUUUGGCGGAGAAAGUGGCUUUCACUGUAUUUAUAGAGGCAGUUCCCUGGAGAAGGUGGCCAUCUUAGGAGCAAUUAGGAAGAACCUCCAGUUGGUGGUGGUCUUUAAAAAUACGGAAGUAAACGUUUGCAUUCUUAGGUGGUUGUAGAUUUCCCCCCAAAGUUGGGUCAUCACUAUGAGAAGCAGGCCAGAAAGUGGAGGAGGGAGUUGGCGACUGAGCAGAGAGAGAUUCUGGGGCAGCUGGAGUUGGCCUCCGCCUGGGAAGGCUCUGGAGGUCCUCCUGGUAGCCUCUGGUCUUCAGCUCCCUUCCCACCCACUCUUUCCCAGGCAUAGGGACAAGGCAGGCCAUGAUGGGGGCACUUCCCUUAUCACCAAGUAGGGUGAUUGCCAGCGUUUACAGCGUGGUGGGAGAAUAGCUCUAGGAAGACCCGAAAUGCUUCUCCCCUCCAUCAGAUCAUCUUGUCAAACUUUUAAAAGCCCAAAGGUCAGAUCGUCCCUUUUAAAAUUAAUCAGAAAGAUGAUGAAAGUCAGACCAAGGACACAGGGGCCUCACUUGGAAAACAUCCCAGCCCCUUAUAGACAAUGGGAGAGGAAUAUAUUUUAAGGAGGGGAUUCCCUAAAAUAUAGUCUUGCUUUGUGGGUGAUGAUUUGAUCCCCUGGGACUGUGUCCACCUUUAAAUUCCCAUGAUCUGCUCUUAACGACUGAGUCCCAGUGUUGGAGAAGUGGGAAGAACAAGCAGUCGGGAGCCUGGGGUGGCCCGGCUGGGGCGCAGGGCAGCAGGAACCCAGCCUAGGUAGGGAGUGCAGUGUUGUUUAAAGCUGUGGAUGGUUUCAGUGAGUUGUCUGUGUCUGACAAUCGUCACUAGGGAGUACUACUUACUGUCUUCCCUUGUACAUACAUUGUCUGUGUUUAGCUUUUCCUAGUAUUGUGAGGUUUCAAAUAAGGGUUCCAUGUAAAUACUCUCUCUGCAACUGAAAUGCCAGCCCCCUGGGUCACGCACCUUUCCCACAAACGGUUUUGCCUUUCUGUGUGCUAACACGUAUAUUGAGCCACCAACGUGCAGAUGGACGGUUAGUCUCUGGGGCUUUUAUUUUGCAAUUUUAUAUAUAUGCACAUAUAUAAUAUAUAUAUAUAUAUAUAUUUAUGGGAUGGUUUUGUAUAGUUUUCUGUUUGAAUCUCUGAGCACCAAAGCUGCCCUUGGAUUUUCACGAGAACUUUCCAAAGCCACUUCCUGAGCCCUUCUGCUGCUUUGGUGUCUGACUGUGUUGCUGGGGUGGUAUCUCUGCCCGUGGAUUUCUGUAUGUAUGUGCUGUUAUCUCACCUGCGGAUAUUACCCUAGUAAAUCUAACGUGCUUGGCUUC